Oryctolagus cuniculus (rabbit) is the source of this 2287-nucleotide messenger RNA. RefSeq names its product autophagy related 16 like 2 (gene ATG16L2). The record is from RefSeq and is a predicted model, not a curated record. NCBI's taxonomy places the organism in Eukaryota, Metazoa, Chordata, Mammalia, Lagomorpha, Leporidae. Gene Ontology annotation, biological process: autophagosome assembly. Gene Ontology annotation, molecular function: protein binding.
CCGCGCCGCCGGCCCCCGACGACUCGGAGUCCCCGCAAAGCCCCGCCCCGGCGCGGCGCGGUCUAUCGGGCGGGUGCAGAGCGCCGAGGCGGCGGGGGAUCGCGGCAAUGGCCCGGGCUGGCCCCGCCGGCGCGCCCGCCGCCCGCUGGAAAGGCCACAUUGUGCGGCAGCUGCGGCAGCGGGACCGCACGCAGAAGGCGUUCUUCCUGGAGCUGGUGCCCGCCUAUAACCGUCUCCUGGAGAAGGCCGAGCUGCUGGCCACGCUGUCUGAGAGGCUGCAGCCAGAACCAGGCGAUGUCAGCCCCGCCGCGCCCCCGAGCCCCUGGGAGGAGGAGUCAGGGCGUGGCUCAGAGCAGGCGCCAAGGCCAGCAGCUCUGAGGGAGAAGUGGCAGCAGGAGGAGGAGGAGCUCCGGCUGGUCUGUGGUGAGAUGGCCUACCAGGUGGUGGAGAAGAGCGCAGCCCUGGGCACCCUGGAGGCGGAGCUGGAGGAGCGGCAAAGCAGGCUGGCGGCCCUGGAGGCCCGCGUGGCGCAAUUGCAGGAGGCGCGGGCGCAGAAGGAAGCGCAAGUGGAAGAUCAGCGCGCACGAAACGCAGCGCAGCGGGCGGCUUACGAGGAGCUGCGCGCGCACGCCGGGCUCCAGGAGGUGGCGCUGCGCAGGCUCCAGGAGGAGGCGCGCGACCUGCUGGAGCGGCUUGUGCAGCGCAAGGCGCGCGCCGCCGCCGAGCGCAACCUGCGCAAUGAGCGGCGAGAGCGGCUCCCGACGCCCUUCCAGGGCCAACCAGGCGCGGGUGUCGCAGGAGCUGAAGAAGGCUGCCAAGCGAGCUGUGAGCAUCAGCGAGUAAGAGUGGGGACGGCCCGGGUCUGGGCUGUGGAGUCUGCCCGCCGCCCCUGGGUCACGCCGGCACGUGGCGACAGGAGCCCACCCCCACGAGAUGUGAUCAGGGAGGGGACUGAGACUGUGGCCCUGGCCUCGGGACCCGAGUCCCUGGAGAGCGAGGCUUGUGAGAAGUGGAAGAGGCCCUUCAGGUCUGCCUCAGCCACCUCCCUGACGCUGUCCCGCUGUGUGGAUGUGGUGAAAGGGCUUCUGGAUUUCAAGAAGAGGAGAGGCCACUCGGUUGGCGGAGCGCCCGAGCAGCGGUACCACAGCAUCCCCGUGUGUGUGGCCGCUCGAGUUCCUACCUGGGCUCAGGAUGCGCUGGACGCCCACCUGUCUGAGGUCAACGCUGUGUGUUUUGGCCCCAACAGCAGCCUCCUGGCCACCGGAGGGGCGGACCACCUUAUCCACCUGUGGAAUGUUGUGGGAGGUCGCCUGGAGGCCAACCAGACCCUGGAGGGAGCUGGCAGUAUCACCAGUGUGGACUUCGACCCCUCGGGCUCCCAGGUUUUGGCAGCAACUUACAACCAGGCUGCUCAGCUCUGGAAGGUGGGGGAGGCGCAAUCCAAGGAGACGCUGUCUGGACACAAGGACAAGGUCACAGCUGCCAAGUUCAAGCUGACAAGACACCAGGCAGUGACCGGGAGCCGAGACCGGACGGUGAAGGAAUGGGACCUCGGCCGCGCCUACUGCGCCAGGACCAUCAAUGUCCUUUCCUACUGUAACGACGUGGUGUGUGGAGACCACAUCAUCAUUAGUGGCCACAACGACCAGAAGAUCCGCUUCUGGGACAGCAGGGGGCCCCGCUGCACGCAGAUCAUCCCCGUGCAGGACCGGGUCACCUCCCUGAGCCUCAGCCAUGACCAGCUGCAUCUGCUCAGCUGUUCCCGCGACGACACACUCAAGGUCAUCGACCUGCGGGCCAGCAAUGUCCGCCAGGUGUUCAGGGCCGAGGGCUUCAAGUGCGGCUCCGACUGGACCAAAGCCGUGUUCAGCCCCGACAGGAGCUACGCGCUGGCAGGCUCCUGGGAUGGAGCUCUGUACAUCUGGGAUGUGGACACUGGGAGACUGGAGAGUCGCCUUCGAGGACCCCACGGUGCUGCUGUUAAUGCCGUGGCCUGGUGCUACUCUGGGAGCCAUGUGGUGAGCGUGGACCAGGGCAGGAAGGUGGUGCUCUGGCACUAGGGCACCACUCCCCCUGCCUGGGCGGGAGCUCUGGUGCGAAGCCCAAAGCCGAGAACGCUUCCCUCUGCUCCAGGUCCAGCGGUAGCGCUGGAGGCCUGACGUCAGUGCAGAAGGAGGCCUGGCGGGUCCUGGCCUGUUUGUUUAAAAUCGGGUGGGUUGGGAGGAUUUUUAAAAAACUCUUAGUCUCCCAAAAGUGGGGAAAAAAAAAAAAAAAAAAAAAAAGCAAA